Messenger RNA from Mya arenaria, 1902 nucleotides. RefSeq names its product protein-glutamine gamma-glutamyltransferase K-like. NCBI's taxonomy places the organism in Eukaryota, Metazoa, Mollusca, Bivalvia, Myida, Myidae. Bases 1 to 1167 code for a protein of 388 amino acids. The record is from RefSeq and is a predicted model, not a curated record. Gene Ontology annotation, biological process: peptide cross-linking. The transcript has 8 exons. Gene Ontology annotation, molecular function: protein-glutamine gamma-glutamyltransferase activity.
AUGUCGAAAGCCAUUGCCGACUCUGUGAGUUACAGAAUGUUGUUUCUCUCCCCUCAUAGGAACUUUCAUGUGCUGAACACAGCGUGGAUGCGGCGGAGGGACCUUCCGUUCGGGAACGACGGCUGGCAGGUGGUGGACGCCACACCCCAGGAGAGAAGCCAAGAUCUGUACUCGUGCGGCCCUGCACCGUUGUCAGCCAUUCAGAGCGGACGCUGUGACGUCAACUACGACGCGCCGUUCGUGUUCGCUACAGUGAACGCCGAUCGGGUGCAUUGGGGACGUCAGAGGGACGGCACGUGGAUUGUCAUCUCGGUGGAAACGAACGUGACGGGCCGGAAAGUGGUGACGAAGGCCGCGGACGGACGACCGGUGCCUGCUUCCUUCACCUACUGCGACUCGUACAUGGAGGACGUCACCAAUCAGUUCAAACAUCCGGAGGAGUCUAAGCGCGAGCGGAUGUCCGUCCUCCUGGCGUCCAGUCUCGCACCGGGAAGUCGAAAGGGUGACGUCUACGCCCACAAUAAGGAUAUUGAGUUCACUGUGAAGACCCCUGACAACGUACUGGUUGGUUCUGACGUCACAAUAUCGGUCACGUGCCGGAACAAAGUCGGUGAGGUCCGCUCCUUGACGGGCACCGUGUUUGUUGACGUCAUCACGUAUACAGGGAAACCCCGCACCACGUGUGUUACAGAGGAAAUCAAUCUGAAAUUGGAACCACAUGACCGUCAGACGUACACAGUGCACGUAAGUGCUGAAAAAUACGCCGCGCACGUGGGUGAGGCGGCAAUGUUGCGCGUGUCCAUGCUAGCACGAGCUAACGAGAGCGGCCAGGUACACGUAAUCCAAGAGUUGUACAGGUUCCGCACCCCAGACCUCACCAUCAAGUGUUACAACAGCACAUGUUACGCCGGGCGGCCGCUAUCUCUGCGAGCUAGUUUCACAAAUCCAUUCAAAGACUGGCCUCUCACGCAGUGUUAUCUGUUCGUGGAGAAUACAGGUGCUGGAGAACCCAAACUGAUGUCACUAAGAAGUGUUCCCGCGAAUCGCGAAAUGUCGUGUGACGUCGAGCUGACGUUUAAUCAGCGGGGGCGCCACUCGAUCUACGCUACGUUCUACAGCCGAGAGUUACAGGGAAUCAAGGGUGUCCUAGAUAUAUACGUCCAAUAAAUGACGUUAAAUGCGUCACUCGGGCCAAGUGCAUAACAGACAGUUACACGUGCACGAUGCACGUUAGAGCGACGCUCAAACUGUGUCGCAGUUUUCAGAAUAGUUCGCAUUAGUACUGGCCCAAUCGCUUAAGGUUUUGGUUUUUAUGUCAAAUUAGAAUCUAUAUUGUGUAAAUGUUUAAUGAUUAAGAAGAGCGGUGCGAGCGAAGUUAGUCAAUAAGAUUGUACACUCAAUAUUCUCACUGGCUAAGAUUAGAACGUGUUUUUAGCAGACGGGCUACCAAAUAACAGCAAGCAAUAUAGUCAUUUUUAAUCGCCCGUAUUUAUUUUCAGCACAUUUUUUAUAUUGAUAUAUUUCAAAUACUCUUGAUUCACGGAACAUCAACGUACUACAUCUGCUUUGUGAUUCCAAAGAAAAAAUCAACUGCUGCCAAUUCUUUGUGCACUAUGCUAUUUCUUUGAAAAAUUAUAAUAUUAAUAAAACCAUACGUAAAACAGUAAAACACUUUUUUGGCUUAUCUGUAAGUGAAUGUGAAAUGAUAUUCGGCUAAAACCUAGGUCAAUACUGCUUCCAGAAGUAAAUAUCGUAUAACAUUUAACCAUGACCAUUAUUGUAUACUUUGAACUAUUUCACAAAUGCUUUACAUGUAUUACUAAUUGUUACUGUGCAUAUGUUUGUAGAUCUUCGCGAUUGCUUUCAACACGUACGCAUAUGUUAAAUGUUAAGCUUGUUUGA